Molecule: messenger RNA, 3684 nt
Organism: Lactuca sativa (garden lettuce)
Lineage: Eukaryota; Viridiplantae; Streptophyta; Magnoliopsida; Asterales; Asteraceae
Product: lysine-specific demethylase JMJ26
Biological process (GO): regulation of transcription by RNA polymerase II
Cellular component (GO): chromatin; histone deacetylase complex
Molecular function (GO): histone H3K9 demethylase activity; transcription coregulator activity; chromatin DNA binding
Source: RefSeq, a predicted model, not a curated record
GUUUUCGAAACCCCGAUUGCACCCACUGUUUUUCUUGAGUCUCGAGAAGUAUAGUGUUUAUUGAUGACGACAACGAUUAAGAACAACAUGAAUCUUGUUGAGGCCGAAGAUGAUGGUGAUGGAGGUGAAGAACAAAUCGAGGUUUCUGAAUCUGAAGUAGAAGGGACGGAGUGUGUUGAGAAGAAGAAUGGUAGGAAAAGAGGUCUGGACAGGAACACUGAUACUAAAUCUCAAGAGAAAAAAAAUAGGCCAUGUGUUCUUCAGAAGCAGGCUGUUUCUAUAGAAGAAGAACGGGAAAUGACGAUUAUUGUUGUCUUGUCAAGUGAUGAUGAAAGCGAGUCCCCAGAAGAAGCAGAAGAAGGUAUGGCUGAUGCUCACACUGCUCUUAGAACUCCUGAUGAAGAUGGGAAUGGUACCAAUAAACUAAUAAACAACAAAGAGGACAAAAAAGAGAAGUGGAAGCGCAACAUGAGUACUAGGAAUGAUGGUAUCAAUCAUGCCGAUAUAUUCAAUCAUCAGGAUGAUGUUGGAGAGAAAGGAGGGAAGAAGAAACACAUGCAGUCGGCUCCGCAGAUAGAAAAUACUGGUGAAGAAGAUCAAGAUAAGAGAAGCCAGGCAGAUAUCAACUCAAGCAGUAACGAUGGACCAAAGCCAAAGUAUUAUGCCAAGAACAUGGGAAAUCUAAUUAAGGUAGUGUCAAACAUGUGCCAUCAGUGUCAAAGGAAUGACAAGGGACGAGUUGUUCGGUGCCAGAAAUGCACUACAAAGCGUUACUGUGUGCCUUGCAUGAAAAAGUGGUACCCUAACAUGACAGAGGAGAUGUUUGCUGAGCGUUGCCCUGUUUGCUGUGAUAAUUGCAACUGUAUAUCUUGUUUGCGAAAUGUGCACCCUAAAGUCAAAGAGAAGAUUGAUUUCAAACCUAAUGAUGAUCAGAAAGUUCGAUAUUCUAUUUAUAUCCUACAUGUGCUUUUUCCAUUCCUGAAGCGUCUGAAUGAGGAGCACAUUAAGGAGAAAGCAAUAGAGUCUAAAAUUCAAGGAUCUUCUUUAUCGGAGGUACGGUUGAAAAAGGUGAACUGCAGUUUGGACGAACGCAUGCGCUGUGACUGCUGUAAAACGUCAAUUUUUGACUUGCAUAGAAGCUGCCCUUCUUGUCAUUAUGACCUUUGCCUUCAAUGUUGCUUUGAAUUACGAGAUGGCAACCUUCAAGGAAACAAGGAAGAGGUUAUGUUUGAAUUUGAUAAUCCAGGUUUUGAUUACUUGCAUGGGGGGAAACCCCUUAAAGUUAAGAAGGCUUCUGAAGAUCCUGCACCAGAGGAAAAACAAAAUUAUGACUGGAAGUCUUUGGAUGAUGGUAGAAUUCCAUGUCCUCCAGAAAGCAUGGGUGGUUGUGGACUUGGGAUUUUAGAGUUGAUGCAUGUAAACCAACUUGACAGUUUUUCAGAAUUGUUAGAGAAAGCACAAAAGUUCUUAAAGAUGCACAAACUGGAGGAUGAUAUGCAAGAUAUGCCUGAGAAAUGGUGCUCAUGUUCAGAUGCUGAUGGUCAGCAGUUACGUAAAGCUGCUUCUCGUGAAGAUUCAAAUGACAAUUACUUGUAUUGUCCACAUGCUAUAGACAUAAAACCUGGAGAUUUAAAGCAUUUUCAGUGGCAUUGGUCAAAAGGGGAGCCAGUAAUAGUCAGCAAUGUUCUAGAAACCACACUUGGGUUGAGUUGGGAGCCCAUGGUCAUGUGGCGGGCUUUUCGCCAGGUUAUGAAUACCAAACAUGAUAAGCUCUUGGAUGUGUCUGCUUUUAAUUGUUUAGACUGGUGUGAGGUUGAUAUUAAUGUUCAUCAAUUUUUUUCUUGGUAUAUGGACGGUCAAUAUGAUAACAAAGGGUGGCCUACGAUCCUAAAGUUGAAAGACUGGUUACUAUCAAAUUCAUUUGAAGAACGGUUACCACGUCAUGGUGUUGAGUUCAUCACUUCCUUGCCCUUCAAAGAAUAUACACAUCCUCGUGAUGGAUACCUUAAUCUUGCAGUCAAGUUGCCUGAAAAUUCUUUGAAGCCAGACAUGGGUCCUAGAACCUAUAUAGCUUAUGGUGUUCAUCAAGAAUUGGGACGUGGGGACUCUGUAACUAAACUUCAUUUUGACCAGUCUGAUGUGGUGAAUUUGUUAACUCAUACUGCAACUGUGACCCCCAACUCCAAACAGCUUAAACAGAUAAAUAUAUUGAAACAGCAGCACAAGGCUCAGGAUCAAAGGGAACUUUUUGGACUGGUAGGGAAGACACAACAGGAUGUUGAUAACACAAAAGAUGCUACUUCCGAGCAUGCUGUUGGCUUGAAGAAACAAGAAGAGGAAACUGGUACUUGUGUGGAUGGAUUUGAACUGGGAGAGGGAGGCGCUCUGUGGGACAUCUUUCGGAGGGAAGAUACUCCUAAACUUGAGGAAUAUCUCAAAAAGCACUUCAGAGAGUUUAGAGAUGUCUUUUGUCUUCCACUGCAACAGGUUAUCCACCCAAUUCAUGACCAAACAUUUUACUUAACCAUGGAGCAUAAAAGGAAACUCAAGAAAGAGUUUGGAAUUGAAGCAUGGAGUUUUGUCCAAAAGCUUGGAGAUGCUGUCUUUAUACCUGCUGGCUGCGCUCAUCAAGUUAGAAAUUUAAAGUCAUGUAUAAAAGUUGCAUUAGACUUUGUUUCUCCUGAAAACGUUGGUGAAUUAAUCCAGUUGACAGACGAUAUCCGCCUUCUUCCCCAAAAUCAUAAGGCUAAAGAAGAUAAGUUGGGGGUGAAGAAAAUUGCACUUCAUGCCAUGGAGACAGCUGUGAAGGACUUGGAAAAUUUUGUUCCCAAGAACUCUCAAUAUUUUGAAGACUCCCAAGAUUAUUUAAAACCUCAAUGCUCUGAAAACAUAGGGUCUUUUUCAAAUCUUAAUAAAGGUCUAAUCAAUGACAAUCUCCAAAGCCCACAAAAUACUGAAAAUGGUGCAAAAGGUGAAGACAUGGGACUACAUAUAGAUCAUGACACAACAAGUGAACGAGGGGACUAUUCUGUCCACUCCAAUCAAGAAACGCCAGAUAGUGGUGGUUCUACAAUUCGCUCUUCUUCAAGUAGAGACACAUCUAAUAUGGAAGAAGGUAAGGGAUCACUGUCCUCUUCGUCUCUUAAUGACUUAGUUGCAGAACUCCGUGCCAUUAGGGUUAUUAGAGACAGAGAGGUUGAAGUCAUGAAAAAAAGAGUUGAAGUCAUGGAAAAAAGACUUGAAUUCAAGCAAAAAAGGGAAGAAAGGAAACUCAAAAAAGAAGAAAGGAAGACUAAGAAUUUUUAUCUCAUGCAUCUCAAUACACUGUUUGCGAAAGAGCACUUGUCGACAGAAGAUGAAGACAUCAAACGCCAUUUCUUGGCAAUGUUGUUCGGGAAGUGAUUACAGUUUAGUUUACAUGCAUUUUCUUGAUAUUUUUUGCUCAUUAUUUACAAGAAAAUGACACACGUCUACGAUUCCUACUUUUGUCUAUCUACCAUGUAAGUGCGACAUGAACACCAAUAACAAUACAACAUGUGUCAUCAGGUCCUCGAUGGGACUUACAAACCGGAAACACUUGUACGUGAAGCAAAUAUAGCAUUAAUUUUGUACGUAUGAGUUUGACUAAAUACAUUUGAUUUUGUUGGAAAUUAGAAUCCCAUUUCAGUCAGGAAAUUGUAAUUG